AUGCAAUACGUGGAUCCGCCUGCACAACAGAUGAUGAAUGUAAUGAGUAGUUACGGUUGCGGCUACGGGCGAAGCGAUGCUUUGUCACCAGCAUCGGACAUGUCGUCCUGCAGCAGCGCUUCAUCGAAUACUUGGUGUGGGAAUACAUGGCGAGAAUUUCCGCCUUAUCCGCAAUACCCUGCCUAUUGGCCGCCGAGUACUACCACAGAGGAUGCUAGAGAACUACAGCGAAGAUGUGCAAAAUGUCGUUGUCCUAACUGCCUUACAGAAGCAGCUGGUUUUGGACCUAACUACGGAAAAGAUGGUGCGAAACGUGAGCAUGUUUGCCACGUUCCUGGGUGUGGAAAAGUAUACGGAAAGACAUCUCAUCUAAAAGCUCAUCUCCGCUGGCAUACCGGAGAACGCCCAUUUGUUUGUAAUUGGCUUUUUUGCGGUAAACGGUUUACCCGCUCCGACGAAUUACAGCGACACUUACGCACUCAUACUGGUGAAAAACGGUUUGCAUGUCAAUUGUGUACAAAACGUUUUAUGCGUUCCGAUCACCUUGCCAAACAUGUAAAAACUCAUGCGAAUGUAUCGAGAAAAUCAAAGAAAACAAAAGACGAUGAUAAAGCCGAAUCCCCAAAAACGAAUGAAGACAAAAGCGAGCAGUCGAAAACGUCAAAUGAGAUCAUUAUUCCACCCGCACCUCCUGCGUCGAUUGAAAGCACCAAUUACGGAACUGUUCCAGUUACUAACGCGGAACCGAAGCAAAUGCUGACUUAUGCAACAGUGGCUCCUCACGUUAUGCACAACACUCCAACUGCCUACAACGGUAGUUCUAUGUUCGGUAGUGGUAGUGUUAUGUAUGGAAAUGGCUGGUGUCCGGAGGUACGUCAAGAUGCGCUCUACCCUCGACCACAAACGAGGGAUCCCCGGUUUUAUCAACAGUACACGCCUCUUGCAGCAUAUCAGUGCGCCUCCAAGGAUAGCUACACAGUGUUUCAAGGACAUUAUAACUUACAACCUCCUGUAGCUAUUGGACAGUAA
Melitaea cinxia (Glanville fritillary) is the source of this 1029-nucleotide messenger RNA. RefSeq names its product transcription factor Sp9-like. The coding region runs from base 1 to 1029 and encodes 342 amino acids. The transcript has 2 exons. Gene Ontology annotation, biological process: regulation of transcription by RNA polymerase II. Lineage: Eukaryota; Metazoa; Arthropoda; Insecta; Lepidoptera; Nymphalidae. The record is from RefSeq and is a predicted model, not a curated record. Gene Ontology annotation, molecular function: RNA polymerase II cis-regulatory region sequence-specific DNA binding; DNA-binding transcription factor activity, RNA polymerase II-specific.